AAGAGCAGGACUAUCCCUUUCACUAACAUGAAGAUAUUUAAUCAGCUUAUCUGUAUAUAAUCUAACCACAUCUUUGGUGACCUCCAGACAUAGGCUCAUUUUGUUAUUUCUUUCCUUGGUUUUAGAUCAACAUUUCUCUUGCAAAGUCCCUUUACAGUUUUUAUGAAUAGUACCAAUAUCAUAUUAAGUAGAUAUCAUUGUAGGAUACAUCACAGCAACACGUGGAGCAGGAGUGCAUAACAAAGUCAACAAAGACAAAUGUGAGGUGUUGCACCCCUGAAAAAGUAGUGCAGCAAAGGCUUUCCCAGAAGUCAGUGGAUAAAAGCUUAAAGAAUUGGAUCAGCUUGUCUGUCCUGAAAGUGGAUACCACUUCAUGGUAUCCACAGGUAUAGUAUCAUGAGUAUCAUGAAGUGGUUUCAUGAGUAUCCAUUUUCUUGAGAUCACUGUUGAGAAUGUGAUUGUCCUCUCCAUGGCUGGAAAGGCUAAACAGCAUCUUAAAAACAAAACUUGAAAUUACUCUGUUCAUAAAGUACCAAAUGGUGCUUCAUCAGAAACAAGGAUGAUAUUGCAGCCAUAACUGAGGUUUCUUCCCCCAGAGUGUGAUUGUAUGGAGCAAGGCAGAACCAGUUUUAUGACUUCAGCACCAGCACUGACUUCCUAGUGAAAGUUCUGGCAUAACCCACAGUCUCUACCCUUAUUUUCUUCUGUCACACCUAAAUCAGAUUUCAUAAAGUCCUGUUUAUCCACUAGUCUUGAAGAGGGAGACAAGCCUGUGAUAGAAAGCCUUGACUGUGCACCAUAGAAACCCAGUGCAGAAACAAGAAACAAGUGCCCAUAGAAACAAGUGCAGAAGCCACAAUAAGCAUUUCCUUCUGCCAGAGAUCAGAAUACAGAUCUGUUAGACUGCUCCACAAAAAACAGUUUGUGUAUUCCCCCAUGGUGUAUUUUGGGGGAAAAUAAGUCUCAUAGUAACAUGGUUUGAAAUUACACCUCCUUAUACAAUGUUUUCCUCUUAUAUUUCUGUAGUCAAAAAGGCAAUUAACUUAAAUAUGAUAGAGAGCCUGUAAUUCUGAUCUGUCUGUGGUAGUGAUACUGGAUAGAGGCAGUUAUUGCUACUUGCUAGAAAUUAAUGAAUUUCUAACACUGCUAAUUGCUAGAAAUUAGUUAACUUUUUAUUUAAAAUAAAUUCUAGUAGAAUAAAACAUCAAUAUACAAGUUAGCUGUGUAAAAUACUUUCAUUGUGACAGUUUGUAGACAAAAAUUUUUAUUUUUUCUGUGAGGAGACCAAAUACAUUUUCAGAAAUGUUACAUUCAUUGCAUAUACAUCUACCUGGCUGGGAAGAAGAGGUCCUGUAAACUUACUUUUCCAUGCUGGAUACUCCAGUUUUAGCCCAAUGACAGUUCUGCAUUAUGGAAAAAUAAGUGAUAAAUCCAGAUAAUGUUUUGAAUCAAAAUUGUAAAAUAUUAAUAUAGCACUUCUUGCAUGAUUAGAAAGUAAUCUUAUUAAAUUUUCCACAGAAAUAUGGUUAUAAGCAAAAAAAAAAAAGCUAAAACCCCCAAAAUGAGCUAAGCAAAAAUGCCAACCAAGCCCUAAUAGGUGAUAAGUGAGGCCAAUUCAAAAUUGAGAAGCAAUCACCAUGAAAAAACCCCCCAGUUUUAGAGACAAGAACAAUUAUUAUGAAGUCCCGUUUGGAGAUCUUUCUUCUCCUACAGUUUGUAGUACUUAGCACCUGCUCUAGAAACAUCUUCUAUAAAUAACCAUUUUCUGUUUCAGACAAAAUUUACAUUGAAAACUAUCUUGGUGCAGCUGCUCAGUUUUUCUAAAACUGUGAAUUGCCAAAAAAGCAACAGUAAUUCCUUGGGGACCUCAGAGUUUAAUCCUUUUUCUGUAACAUGAUCCCAUGCAGUGGAGCUGUGAUGGAAGUCCAUUAUUACUGCUAGCUGUUCUUAGAGUUGCUCAGACUGAGAACUGAGAAGCCUUCUGUAGAUGAUCCUUGCUCUUUUAUGAUUUCUGUGGCUUUGUAGUUCCAUAAUUACUGCCCCUGAUGGCACAGUGCCCCAAAAAUGAAUACUUUGAUAACUUGCUGCUCUCUUGUACUCCUUGUCACCUCCGGUGCUCCAGUGCACCACCGCCCUCCUGUGAAAACUACUGUGAGAAGAACUCCUCUGUGGAGCCGAGUAAUAAUCUCAAGGCUGAGACUGAAAGCAGUGUGAACACAGAAGAAAUUAGACACACAGUUCCAAGUGAAACAUUAAUGUAUUCAGUGGAAGAAUGCACUUGCAGUGACUGUGGCUUGGUGAAACCUCAGACUGGCUGUGAAACUUCGUUUCCAUUACCAGCUACUGAAGAACGAGCUACUGUUCUAGUUACCACCAAAUCUUUUGAUUAUUACAACUAUGUUCUGGGUGUUGGGUGACUGGGAGGGAAGUGUACUGAGUAAUGAUAAAUGAGUUAUUCCUGUAUAGCUGUAAACCUUAAUACUUGCAGUCAGUGGAGAAGGUAGUACAUCAUCCUUGGAGAUCUCCCAUCGUGCUUGCAUUCAUAUUGUCAUUAUUUCUAAUUCUAGUAUUGCAGUAGUCAAGUAUUUCUACAGUAUUCUCAGGCACUCAACUAGUUAUUGGAAUUUUUAAUUUCAGAAAGUCCUUACAUAGGACUGCUUUUUCUGCAUUUAUAGAUUGUACCUACUUACAGCAGAUAUAUACAAAAUAAAUAAGUUUGCAAAUA
Messenger RNA from Haemorhous mexicanus (house finch), 2725 nucleotides. It is a transcript of the gene TNFRSF17, whose product is annotated as TNF receptor superfamily member 17. The transcript has 2 exons. NCBI's taxonomy places the organism in Eukaryota, Metazoa, Chordata, Aves, Passeriformes, Fringillidae. Gene Ontology annotation, biological process: tumor necrosis factor-mediated signaling pathway. The record is from RefSeq and is a predicted model, not a curated record. Bases 2046 to 2417 code for a protein of 123 amino acids. Gene Ontology annotation, molecular function: signaling receptor activity.